Diabrotica virgifera virgifera (western corn rootworm) is the source of this 3068-nucleotide messenger RNA. RefSeq names its product transmembrane GTPase Marf (gene Marf). Bases 445 to 2742 code for a protein of 765 amino acids. Gene Ontology annotation, biological process: mitochondrion localization; mitochondrial fusion. Gene Ontology annotation, molecular function: GTP binding; GTPase activity. Gene Ontology annotation, cellular component: mitochondrial outer membrane. Lineage: Eukaryota; Metazoa; Arthropoda; Insecta; Coleoptera; Chrysomelidae. The record is from RefSeq and is a predicted model, not a curated record. The transcript has 11 exons.
UAGCAAAUCUGUCAGUUAGCAGCUCUGUAAUUUGCAAAACUCGUGCUGAAAAAUCAUCUUUAUUAUUUAUUAAUUACGUAAUCAAUGAUAAUGACCAAAAUAUCAUCGAAAAAACACUUUUGAUUAGAUCUAGAGUGUCAUCUGCAAACAAUCGAAAACAGAGAUUUUGAUUACUUAAUGUCAUAAAUUUGGCAAAGUCUGCCAAGUUUAUUUUUACCCUUAAUUUUUUAUCUAUUUGGAAAAACUGAGAAAGUCGGCUCUACUGAAAUCGGUGAGAUGAAAUUCUUUGUCUAGUAAUAGCGUUGUUUGUUAUAGGAAAGAGUUUUUGGUGAUUGGAAAAUGUCUACUAACAAUCAGUUACUUCGAAUGAUUGCCAGUGCAUGCUGAGUGUGUCUCACUGUAUUUGAACUUUAGUUUGUUGUACACAAUACCAGCACGCAUGAUAUGGCCGCUUAUAUAAAUCGCACAAUAUCCGUGAUGUCUGGUGGUGACGGACCACACAAUAGACCACCCGUCACGGCCGUUUUGACAGAACGAGGAAAACGUAUCCCACUUGACAAUUCUCCUUUGCAGAUAUUCGUCAAGGCGAAGAAGAAGAUUAAUGAUAUAUUUGGCGAGAUCGAGGAGUAUGUCGAGGAUACUGUCCAGUAUAUGCAUGAAAUUGAAAAGGAUGAAAAGAUAGUGAAUAGUGAAAAAGUAAAGAAUACAGAAGAGUAUGUUAGCAAAGUACACAGUAUCAGAGAUGUAUUACAGCGGGAUCACAUGAAAGUCGCCUUUUUCGGCAGAACAUCAAAUGGAAAAAGUUCUGUAAUUAAUGCUAUGCUGGGAGAUAAAAUUUUACCUAGUGGGAUUGGUCAUACUACCAAUUGUUUCUUACAGGUAGAGGGCGCUCCUUCAGAUGAACCGUAUCUAGUUUUAGAAGGUUCAGAUGAACAUUGUGCUGUAGAAUCUGUAGGACAACUGGCGCAUGCAUUAUGCAAAGAAAAACUUAACGAAUCAUCCCUGGUCAAGGUUUAUUGGCCGAAAAACAGGUGCCUUCUACUUCGAGAUGAUGUCGUGUUUGUCGAUUCACCUGGAGUGGACGUCACUCCAAAUUUGGACGAAUGGAUUGACAAACACUGUUUAGAUGCUGACGUAUUUGUUUUGGUAGCUAACGCGGAAUCCACUUUGAUGGUAACAGAGAAAAACUUCUUCCACAAAGUAUCAACCAAGCUAUCCAAACCUAACAUUUUCAUCCUGAAUAACCGAUGGGAUGCCUCGGCUUCGGAGCCCGAAUUUUUAGAUCAGGUUCGGAAACAGCAUCAAGAACGAGCAGUCGAUUUCCUCGUCAAAGAACUAAAAGUGUGCACUCCCAAAGAGGCCGAAGAACGAAUAUUCUUCAUUUCUGCGAAGGAAAUGUUGCAAGUGAGGAUGGCCGAAGGAAAAUCCAAUUCGAUAUCCCUACCAGAAGGUUUCCAAACCAGACAUUUUGAAUUUGAAGACUUCGAAAAGAAAUUCGAAGAGUGUAUUUCUAAAUCUGCGGUAAAGACGAAAUUCGAACAGCAUUCGCAAAGAGGGAAAUAUAUAACGAACGAAUUACGGGACAUAUUGGAAGGUAUAUUGUCCGAUGCUUUGAAAUUAAAAGAAGAUAAAUUAUGUCAACGUAAAGAGUUAAAUGACAAAAUUAACUAUACGGAACAGCAGCUAAUGGUAGUAACUCAAGAAAUGAAGAAAAAGAUACACAGUAUGGUAGAAGAUGUUGAACAAAGGGUGUCAAAAGCACUAAGUGAAGAAAUUCGCAGAUUAAGUACGUUAGUGGACGAAUUCAACCUACCCUUCCAUCCAGAACCAUUAGUGCUCAACGUCUACAAAAAAGAACUGCACCUUCACGUCGAAACGGGGCUCGGUUCGAAUCUGAGAGCUAGAUUAUCGACCGCGUUGGCCCUUAACAUGGAAGCUAGUCAGAAAGAAAUGACGGAGAGAAUGGAAGCUUUAAUACCCGAAAGUCAUAAGAUGGCGUCCAGCGUUGUACUGCCAAGAAGACAACCUUUUGAAAUAUUGUACAGAUUAAACUGCGAUAAUCUCUGUGCAGAUUUUCAAGAGGAUUUAGAGUUCAGGUUUUCGUGGGGAUUAACCAGCCUUAUUCAAAAAUACGCCGGUAGCGGGGCCAAUUUCCUAGCACUGAGAAACAAACGGGAGAGCCCUACUAGCCCCAAUAUUCCUUCAACUCCCACAGAUGUCGUCGACGGUAGAUUGCUCUACGCCAGCACCAGCAUAGACGAGUGGUCGUUGCUCUCGAGGUUAGCCAUUAUGGGAGCCUCCUCGCAGGGCACAAUGGGCGGCCUACUGGUAGCAGGAUUUUUGUUUAAGACUAUAGGCUGGAGAAUUCUUGCUAUAACUGGUGCAAUGUACGGUUGUCUCUACCUGUACGAGCGUUUGACGUGGACAAACAAAGCAAAAGAAAAAUCUUUUAAAAAGCAGUAUGUGCAGCACGCCUCCAAGAAAUUAAGGAUGAUUAUAGAUCUGACAUCCGCCAAUUGCAGUCAUCAAGUCCAACAAGAACUAAGUGGUACCUUCGCAAGAUUGUGUCAAGUCAUAGAUGAUACCACCAGUGUAAUGGACAAACAAUUAGUAGAAUUAGAACAAGAAUUAAACCGUUUAGAAAGUGCAGGUAGUAAGGCUAAAGUAUUGAGAAAUAAGGCAAACUAUUUAACCCAUGAAUUAGAACUUUUCGAUAAAGCGUAUCUUAGGAUGACUCACUAGAAAUGAUAUUUACCAAAUUAGAUUUUUGACUUUAAAUAUUGGUAUUUAAAUGGCUCAGUGUAGCGAGAAUAUGAAAGAAAAAAAAUGUAAAUUAUCUAUAUUUAUUUUGAAGAAACCUUAACAAAAACUGCAAAACAAAUUUAUUUACUUAAAAAAGAAUCUGGUACUAACCGAAGUUGUUAAGGUUUCUGAUUAUUAUCUUAUCUUAUUUGAUCGAUUUUUUCUGACGAUACCUCUAUACACGUAGCCUAAUGUUUUGUGAUAGAAUUAACAUUAUAUAUUUAAGUAAUUAUACCUUAUUAUAUAUUACAUUUUAUUCAGUUAAA